Rhineura floridana is the source of this 2943-nucleotide messenger RNA. RefSeq names its product diphthamide biosynthesis protein 3. NCBI's taxonomy places the organism in Eukaryota, Metazoa, Chordata, Lepidosauria, Squamata, Rhineuridae. The record is from RefSeq and is a predicted model, not a curated record. The transcript has 3 exons. Gene Ontology annotation, molecular function: metal ion binding. Bases 165 to 413 code for a protein of 82 amino acids. Gene Ontology annotation, biological process: protein histidyl modification to diphthamide.
GCCCUUUGUUUCUUUUCCUGAAAGCUGAUUGGUGAGGAGUUCCCGUGUGGCGUCAAACCGGAACAAAGAUGGUGGUGUGUAAUUUAUUCAUUUUUUAACUGGCAUUCGGUGGCCUAGUGGCAUUAGCUGAUAGUUUCUCUGGAGAGUGAGAUCCGGGCUGGGAUAUGUCUGUUUUCCACGACGAAGUGGAGAUCGAGGACUUCGAGUACGAUGAGGAGACGGAAACCUACAGCUACCCGUGCCCGUGCGGGGAUCGUUUCCUCAUCACGCGGGAGGAUCUGGAGAAUGGUGAAGAUGUGGCCACUUGCCCAAGCUGUUCACUCAUAGUAAAAGUAAUUUACGAUAAGGAACAGUUUAUGUGUGGCGAAGAAGUCUCAGCACCACCAACAAACAAAGAACUGGUGAAAUGCUGAUGAUCAUUUGAUGAACUUUCCUGUCCUUGAAAAAUGUGGUAGUAAUGUUGAGGCAGAAGACGCAAGCAUGCCUGUUCUGAAGACUCUUUACAUGUAGACACCAGCUGCUUCUCAUCAUCAGCUUCACUACUUUGAGAGAAAGAACAGAAGUGUCAAAAGCUUUUGUGUGUUUCUGUGCAUAAGAAGUUCAUAAUAUAUUUAAAGGCAUGGAGUUAUCUUUCGAGUGCGAGAUUGAAAAUGGCAACAAUCCCCAAUACCCAAAAGUGUCAGUAAUGCUUGUUCCAAAUCUAGCAAACUAUCACUUGUUCUUGGACACUGGAUUAUUUCAGGUGAUGCACAGAGUGAGCUGCUGGGUCCUAUAAUAUGAGCAAGAAGAGUACGUUCCAUGCUUUUUUUUUUUAAAGAGGGGUCUGUAUUAGAGGCCAAGUUUGUUGAAAUCAAGCCUAUACCAGUCGUCCUGCUAAUCUUUUAUUUCAUGCAAAGUUGCACCAUUCCAAGUUGUGUUGUCUUGACAAACUCAGUAUGAUGACAUGAUGAUGACACUGUCAUUCGCCUAGAUGGGUUGCUGUAAGCAAAGCUAACAGCUGACCUGGUAUUUCCAAAUAUGCAGCCAAAUUACAUAAAGACUGAAUGAUGAGCAGAAAAAUCAGUGGGUUUAAUAGGACAACUCUGUAUAAACAUAAGCUGUUAGUUCUUACAUCUGCUACGUCAGUUUAGCGUUCCCAGAGAUCCAAUGACCUCCACCUUGUCAUAUUUGUAAAUCUCAUCGCCUACUUGGUUUGUAACUGGGCUUUUCAGUUGUAUUUGCAAUUUCAGGGUGUGAUUUGUGGUAACACUUUCCAAGGUGUAUAUAUCACAGUGAUUCUAAGUGGGGGAAAAUCUACCUUGAUGGUCUUUGCUUUAGAGAAAACCUGUACAAAACUCAUUCCAAUCUGUUUUUCCUGGGUAAAAGCAGAUUGUGUAAGUUCACCGAAACACCAGCUUUUUAAAUGAGUUUUGUUAUGUCCAUCAUAUCCUUCAGGGUUAAAUUUAAUAUUUAAAUAUCUAAUCUUGGAAUUUGUGAACAAACACACACUGAUUUCAUCUUUAUUGGGUUUCACUAAUAACCCAGUAAUGGUGUUACCAGAAUAUUUAAAACCAAGCAACCUGUUUAACUUGUAAUUGAACACAAUGACUGCAUGUAUGUAUAACACUUGAAGGGCCCCUUUUUUAUCAACAACUUGUCAUCCAUGAAAUACUCUACUUUGUUGAGAAAUUCAUGUAUUAACAGCAGUUGCUUUUGGUGGCCAACAGGUGGCGCAGAAAGUUUGCAGACUGACUUACAAAAAUACAAAUAUUUAUUUUGCAUUUUAAAUUAAAUUUAACUUGUGGUUCUUCUGGUAGGCGAUAUUCCAGCUUUAAUGGGAUUGGAUUAAGCAGAAAAUGAGAUUUUGUGAAACCUCCAGGUAUAAAAUUAGGGAUGCUGUUCUUAGUCAAUCAUCUGAAUAGCUGUUGCACCAUCUGGCCCUAGAAUGUCGCAGUGGCAUUCUGACCUGUCAAAUCAGGUCAUGCAAAAUUGUUGAGUAACUACUUUGGUGUUCUGCUUGCUGUUUGGCAGUAAAGAUGGGGCAAGCUUGGGAGCCUCAUCUAAUCUUUCAUUACAGUAGUAUGAUUAUUUUUAAAAUAAUUUUAAUACUGAAGUAGCGUGACGUAGGUGUUGCUGUGCUUUAUGAAAUCCAUACAUGUCAGAACUGCACUUUCCUACUGGAACAAGUUGGCGUCAAUGCAAGUAUCAGUAUCACUUGAUUCUAUGCAUCUUUACAGAACUGAUGUGCUGUACUUCUUUGGUAAACGUGACAGUCUCCUGAUACGGUGCUUAUUGUGCGGUGACUAGAGACACUUAGGGCAUUGCCAUAUUUAUUUACAAAGUGCUUAACAUCAAUUGGCACUGUAAAAUUAAUGAUUUAGUUAAUUAGAUUAUUUAGAUAAUAAAUUAAAAUCUGAAUCAGUGGGUUCUGAGGAACACUGUCCGAUUUCCUACUGAAUUCCAGACUGUCUGCACCUGAAGGUUCCAUAAACUCGAAUAAUUCGUAGCCAGUAUGGCUACUGAUCUGGGAUGAUGAGAGUUGUAGUUCAAAAUCUGAAGGUUACCAAAACCAAAUGAGACCUGUAAUCCCUACUAUGAGGCAGUGACAUCAUCCCAAGGCACUAGGCACUACACAUCACAGAACCUGUUACAAAUGUCAUGGCAAACAUCAGGCCCUCUGUUAUGCUGCUUCCCUACCUCUUUGUAAUGGGCAACAGUAGACCCCAGCCGCAAGACUACCUGCUAGAUGCACUUGAGCCCUGAGGGCCAGAUACGCUCGUCUCUACUUACCCGUGCAUUUGGUAUUAUUAGAGUGAAAUGCCCCAAAAUUCAUCUGUUUGAAAGUGGCAAAUUUUGCAUAUCAGACUGAAGGCUAGAAGCCUAGCAAUAUUUAUUGUUAUUGGACCAAAUGAGGACAGUUGUUGCAGCUGGUAUAGACAAAUAAAAAUGAUUAAUAGUUUAGAA